GCACUACACAGCGAAAACUACACCGCAUCAUUACUGGAUAGGCAAAAGGAUCACUGUGUAUCUAUGACUAUUUUCUUGCUCUUGUAGCAGCUUUUUCCCCCCCUUCUUCCCGUGCACUUUAAUUGGAGAAGCUCGCCAAGAUGAUGUCCAUGAACAGCAAACAGCCGCACUUCGCCAUGCAUCCCUCUUUACCCGAGCACAAGUACACCACUUUGCAUUCCAGCUCGGAAGCUAUAAGGAGAGCCUGUCUACAAACUCCACAGCUACAGAGUAACAUAUUCGCGAGCCUGGAUGAGACCCUGCUGGCCCGCGCUGAGGCUUUGGCGGCCGUGGAUAUCGCCGUGUCCCAGGGCAAGACGCACCCGUUCAAGCCCGACGCCACCUAUCACACGAUGAGCACGGUGCCAUGCUCGUCCACAUCCACCGUCCCGCUGGCGCACCACCACCACCACCAUCACCACCACCACCACCAGAACCUGGAGCCUCAAGAAAUCAUGGACCACAUCACGUCGCCGUCACUCGCCUUGAUGUCCGGUGCGCACGACGGCUCCGGCGGAGGAGGUGGCGGAGGCGGCGGAGGUGGCGGCGGCGGAGGGCUCAUCUCCACCUCCUCCGCGCAUCCGCACUCUCACAUGCACGGCUUGGGUCACCUCUCCCACCAGGCUAUGAGUAUGAACUCGCCUCUCACCCACCACGGGCUCCUACCGGGCCAUCAUGGAGGGACUCAAGGCGGCCCAGGACUCACUAACACCGGACUUCCCUCCAUCAAUGAUUCGGACACAGACCCAAGGGAGCUGGAAGCUUUCGCGGAGCGCUUCAAGCAGCGGAGGAUCAAGCUGGGGGUGACCCAGGCGGACGUGGGCGGCGCUCUGGCUAAUCUCAAAAUCCCCGGCGUGGGGUCACUGAGCCAAAGUACAAUUUGUCGAUUCGAGUCGUUAACUCUCUCCCACAACAACAUGAUUGCGCUCAAACCUAUCCUCCAGGCCUGGCUGGAGGAGGCCGAGGGGGCCCAGAGGGAGAAAAUGAGCAAACCUGACAUUUUCAACGGAGGGGAAAAGAAACGCAAGAGGACCUCGAUAGCGGCCCCGGAAAAGAGGUCUUUGGAGGCGUACUUCGCUGUCCAGCCUCGACCGUCGUCCGAGAAAAUAGCAGCUAUAGCUGAAAAGUUGGACCUGAAAAAAAAUGUGGUGCGAGUGUGGUUUUGUAACCAAAGACAGAAGCAGAAGAGGUUGAAAUUUUCCGCUGCUCACUGA
Molecule: messenger RNA, 1253 nt
Organism: Plectropomus leopardus (leopard coralgrouper)
Lineage: Eukaryota; Metazoa; Chordata; Actinopteri; Perciformes; Serranidae
Gene: pou4f1
Product: POU class 4 homeobox 1
Biological process (GO): regulation of transcription by RNA polymerase II
Molecular function (GO): DNA-binding transcription factor activity, RNA polymerase II-specific; RNA polymerase II cis-regulatory region sequence-specific DNA binding
Source: RefSeq, a predicted model, not a curated record